AUGGCAGGUGGAGUGCAACGAAAGUCCGACCGCCCGAAAGGCAAUAUUUGCAACCCUGAGGCUGUGGCGCGCCUUGAUAUGACCGUGGACGGCCGGUUCGACUUCUCGCGCGCGCUGCCGACCCCCUACCUGGGAAACCUCACGGUGAUCAACCAAGUCUUCAUGCCAGUCAUCCGCUUGAUCGCGCAUGAAACCCCUCUGGGAGUGGUGGCGCGCACCAUCCGGGACCGCGCAAACAAGAUCCAUACGGCCAGUUUGCUCGACGCGUAUGCCCUGGCGCGCAGGGUGCCGGAUUUCCAGCAGCUUUCUCUGCGGAAUUCCAGUCUCGAUAGCACGGAUAUGCUGAUGGCACCGUUGCUCAUGUAUCCGACAGAUAGUCUAAGCUAUGGAAGUCGCUUGUUUGGAAAUGGGGGAGGCCGGAGGCCUUACGCACACCGAUGGGGGCCUUCAAUCGCUUUACGCGGAUCAGUUUUGUUCUACCCAAGACAGAGCAUGGGGGGGUGGAGUUUGUCUUGA
Messenger RNA from Penicillium chermesinum, 516 nucleotides. RefSeq lists its product as uncharacterized. The transcript has a single exon. The coding region runs from base 1 to 516 and encodes 171 amino acids. NCBI's taxonomy places the organism in Eukaryota, Fungi, Ascomycota, Eurotiomycetes, Eurotiales, Aspergillaceae. The record is from RefSeq and is a predicted model, not a curated record.